This is a messenger RNA of Telopea speciosissima, 702 nucleotides long. Its product is annotated as RING-H2 finger protein ATL5-like. Bases 96 to 695 code for a protein of 199 amino acids. The transcript has 3 exons. The record is from RefSeq and is a predicted model, not a curated record. Lineage: Eukaryota; Viridiplantae; Streptophyta; Magnoliopsida; Proteales; Proteaceae.
AAGAAUUUUGAUAUGGAUUGUUGUUAUGGUGUGUUUCUCUCCUCCUUGAAUCCUUUCCUUGGGUUGGAUGGUUGGAUUUGCGUUUAGGCUUAGCGAUGCUGGGUUCAGGUAUGAAUCUGACUACUAUUGUGAUCGGGUUUGGGAUGAGCGCGACUUUUAUUGUGUUUAUCUGCACGAGACUGAUGUGUGGGAGGAUCCGUGCGAUGGAGUCCAGACCAGUGUUCGAGCUGGACGCCGUGACUGAUCUUGAACAGUCGGAACAUAGGAUGAAUGGUCUUGAACCAGUUGUAGUUGCAGCAAUUCCCACAAUGAAGUUUAAUAGUGAGGCUUUCCGCUCAGUUGAAGAUGCACAGUGCUCAAUAUGUUUAUGCGAGUACCAAGAAAAAGAAAUUCUGCGAAUUAUGCCCAAAUGCAACCACAAUUUUCACCUCUCCUGCAUUGAUGUGUGGCUACAAAAACAAUCAACCUGUCCAGUUUGCCGUGUCCCAUUACGAGACUCUAUUGGAACGAAAAAUGUGAGACCACCAAUGUUUGGUACUGUCCUACACUCCGUGGAUGGCCCAGAGAUUGCGAGUGACCAAUGGCAGCUAUCUGGCACCGUAAGUUCAGAGGGGAAUGGAAGUAACCAAGGCCACCAUGAAUCUGUACCUGGAAACUCAGAAAGUACCAUAGCAGAAGAAACAGAAAGGAGUUAAUGCAAAA